UUGGCAACGCUGGAUAAAUGCAAAGUGCCAAAACAAACCGCAACCAUUUUAGUAGUGUUUGACUUGUGUUACUAAAUUCUUACAAUUUGGCAGACGUAACCUGAGAGUGAAUCAGUAGAAGUAUUUCGUCAUUUGUUUGAUUUUUUUUCAUAUAGCUUAACAUGGCAGAAGUACCGUAUCAAAACAUGGGGAAUUCCAGCCAGGAGUCAAAAAAUUUCAAAGCUGAUCUGGAUCCCGAAAGCCAGGUUGAAAUUCGCGGUAUGACUUUCUCCGAGGAAUCCAUCAGAAAAGGCUUCAUAAGGAAAGUGUAUCUUAUUCUGACUAUGCAACUCGUAAUCACUAUGGCCUUCAUGUCGCUGUUCGUGUACAGCGAACCGGCCAAGCUAUGGACCAUCAACAACCCAUGGGUUGGCAUGAUUUCCUUGCUAACCAUGUUCACGGUGCUAAUCAUCAUGGCCUGCUGUGGUGAAAUGCGACGAAAAACUCCUCACAAUUUCAUCUUUUUGGGACUAUUUACUGUAGCUCAGGGACUUAUGCUCGGAAUAUUCACCAUCAGAUACGAAGCUAAUGAGGUUUUCACUGCAGUCGGCAUUACAUGUGUCAUCUGUUUUGGAUUGACACUAUUCUCGCUGCAAACAAAAUGGGAUUUUACAAUGAUGGGGGGAUUCCUAUUCGUCGGACUUCUUGUUGUGUUUAUAUUUGGAAUCAUCGUCGCAUUUUUCCCCGGCAGUGCUGCCAGCUCUGUUUAUUCGGCAUGCGGAGCAUUGCUGUUUUCUUUGUAUCUCAUCUACGAUACGCAGAUUAUGAUGGGUGGCAAUCAUAAGUAUUCGAUCAGUCCUGAGGAGUAUAUUUUCGCUGCACUGAAUCUGUAUUUGGACAUUAUCAAUAUUUUCCUAUUCAUUUUAAGAAGAUAAAUUACCCUUAACUCUUGUUCGUACUGAUUCCUCUUAAUUCUUGUUCGUACUGAUUAAACGCGAACAUAUGAUUAUUAAGCACCCUUCUAUAGUGUACUGUUUCCAACUACGAAUGACAUUCAAUAAAGAUUCGAAGCGAAAAA
Messenger RNA from Malaya genurostris, 1057 nucleotides. RefSeq names its product protein lifeguard 1-like. Gene Ontology annotation, cellular component: membrane. Bases 162 to 914 code for a protein of 250 amino acids. The record is from RefSeq and is a predicted model, not a curated record. The transcript has 4 exons. Lineage: Eukaryota; Metazoa; Arthropoda; Insecta; Diptera; Culicidae.